AUGAGGGCACUCGGUAUAGUCUUUGUUUUGGUGCUGUGUGUGUGUGCCGGAGCCAUAGGUGUGCAGGUUAAGGCUGGAAACAGAGUCUUUCCUCUGGAGUCGGUGAAGCAGCUGAAGGAGCUGAUGGAUUUGGAUGAUGAAAACAUCAGCCUUCACCUCCCUGAAACGACCGUUGAAGCCGCCUGUGCCAAUCCUCUGCUGCCACGAAUCUUCCGCUCUGUGUGUCGAGGGAGUAGAGCGGGGAUUGUUUUCUCCACACUGGUGAAUAUCAUCACGUCUUCAGAUCCUUGUGAAAUAUGUGCCAAUCCUGCCUGCUACGGGUGUCUGAACUGA
This is a messenger RNA of Cheilinus undulatus (humphead wrasse), 333 nucleotides long. Its product is annotated as guanylin-like. The coding region runs from base 1 to 333 and encodes 110 amino acids. Gene Ontology annotation, cellular component: extracellular region. NCBI's taxonomy places the organism in Eukaryota, Metazoa, Chordata, Actinopteri, Labriformes, Labridae. Gene Ontology annotation, molecular function: guanylate cyclase activator activity. The record is from RefSeq and is a predicted model, not a curated record. The transcript has 3 exons.